This is a messenger RNA of Adineta steineri, 5964 nucleotides long. The record is from the annotation of a GenBank genome assembly. Lineage: Eukaryota; Metazoa; Rotifera; Eurotatoria; Adinetida; Adinetidae.
AUGUCGAAGUAUAAAAAGAUUGAACGAAAAAUAUCGAAAAUAAAAUGUCGAACACCAGCAUCAUUUGCACAAGCUCGUAUCUGGCUUGAUCAACGAAUUCGAUUCGAUCCCGACAAGCCUCAAAUAGCAAUCUAUAAUAUGCCUUUUGUUUAUCGUCUGCAACCAGGUCAUACUUUAUCGAUUAAACAACUUCAUCAGGCUCUUCAUCUUACUGUCAACAAACAUCCUUCACUUCAUACAUCACUUCAUUUUGACAUCCAAAAGAAUCUACUUAUGCAACGAGUUAUUGCUCAUGAACAAAAAAAUAAUAAUAAUAAUUUGUUUUCAAUCAACGAAACUAUUUAUGAAACAGAUGAACAAUUGAAUGAGAUUUUACACGAUGAGGAACGUAAUCCUCAUCUUUUUGAUCUUGCUCAUGGUCUUGUCUUUCGAUGUCAUCUUGCUUAUUACAAACAAAUCUCUUCAAAUCAUCUUCUUUCUCACAACGAUCUACUUAUCUUCAACUUUCAUCAUGCUUUGUUUGACUUUCCAUCGAUGGAAGUAUUUCUCAAUGAUCUUAACCAAGCAUACAAAACAGGUCAAUUAUUAUAUGAUGACGACACUAAUCUUCGUUAUCUUGAUUAUGCUGUUAUUGAACAACAAAUGUCAAUGACUGGUGCAAGUAUGUUUUGGCUUGAUGCUCUUCAUGACUGUAAACUCGAUCAGUCUUUGUCAUUACCAUUUGAUCGAUAUCGUCUCUCAAAUGAACAUCGAACUGGUCGUGGAACAUCUAUUUCUUUUGAUUUUGGCCAAGAUCUCUCACAUGACUUUCUUCUCCAUGCAUCAUCAAAUAACAUAUCACCCGAACAUCUCACAUUUGCUAUUUAUUUCAUCUUUCUAUUUAAACUAACUAAUGGACAAACAGAUCUAUGUCUUGCUAUGAACAUCAAUAAUAAACGAUAUAGAGAUGAAUUUAACUCUAUCAUUGGACUGUUUGAGAAUGUUGUGCCAUUACGAUGUCAGUUAAAUCCACAUUGGUGUUCUCAUCAACUACUCGAACACGUUCAAGAGAUAACAACCAGUAGUAUGAAAUAUUCAUAUUUUCCACUUCAAUGUAUUUUUGAUCAACAUCCACAUAUUUCCAAACAUGCGUUUUUGGAUACAUCUCUGGAAUUUAUAUCAUACAAGAAUAAUAAUUCAGUGAUGAUUGGUGAUUCUCAACUUAUUCCAGGAUCUUUCUUAUUCAACGAUAAUGAAGUAGAAAUACUAAGUGCAUCCGACUUCUCUCUUUCUAUUUAUCAUGAUUUGAAUAUGGAUCAAGUGUCAUGCACAAUCCAUGCAUCACUUGACUUGUUCAAUAGAAAGACAGUGGAGAAGAUUUCGCAACGAUUUCAUUCCAUCUUACAUCAAUUAUUUACAUCUAUGAUUUAUAAUCAAAUAAACAAACCUAUCUACAAAUUAUCAUUAAUGUUAUCAAAUGAACAAUAUCUAAUGCAAUCAUUGAAUAAUACACAAAUAUCAUUUUCAUCUCCUCUCACUUGUAUUCAUCAUGAGUUUGUAUAUCAAGCAAUGAAACGUCCACAAAAACUAGCAGUUGAACUUGAUGAACAAUCCUUGACAUAUUGUGAACUUUUGUAUUAUGUUCAGGUGUUAUCUUUAACUCUUAUCAAUGAAUAUCAUGUGUUUUCAGGUGAAAUCGUGUGUCAGUGUGUUGAGCGAAGUUUGUCAAUGGUGAUUGGUAUUAUGGGAAUUCAAAUGGCUGGUGGUGUUUAUUGCCCAUUAUCACCUCGAGACCCACAACAUCGUUUAUAUGCACUUACACAACAAACACAAAGUCGUCUUGUACUUGUUCAUUAUUUAACAAAGAUUAAAUUCGAUGAUGAUAUUAUUUCACUUGAUAUUGAUUCAAUAUUAAAUAUUAAUGAGAUACAUAAGAAAGGUCUUUCAAGUGUGAUAGUGAAAGGUGAAGAGAUAGCAUACAUUAUUUUCACUAGUGGUUCAACUGGAACACCUAAAGCAGUUCAAGUUCGACAUAAGAACUUUAUUGAUUGUAUGCAUUCUUUGAUUUAUAUUAACUCAUUUAAUAAAGAUGAUACAGUUGUACAAAUGACGCGAUGUUCAUUUGAUAUUCAUGUUCAAGAAAUACUUGGUACAUUGUUAGUUGGAGGCACAUUAGUUAUGCUUCAUCCAAGUGGAACGAUUGAUUUUGAUUAUUUAUCUGCAAGUCUGUUAAUUAUUUUAGGUGAACCUUUUUCUGUUCCCUUAAUUGGUUUGAUUGUGAAAAUUAGUAUAACAGACUGUAUUCUAUGGAAUUUGUACGGUCCAGCAGAAGCAACCAUAGGCUCUACAAUUCAUUGUGUGAAUGUUACAAAUGAUAUACAGAGCAUUCCAAUUGGUAGACCAUUUUACAAUUACCGAUGUAUGAUUAUGAAUAAAGAUUUACAACCAUCUGUUACCGGCCAAGACGGUGAGCUGCUAGUGGGAGGCGCAGGUGUUUUUGCUGGUUAUCUUGGACGUGAUGACUUGACAGCAAAAGCUCUUCUUGAAAUAGAUGGUCAACUAUUUUAUCGAACAGGUGAUCUUGUUAGAAUGGAUAGCAAUGGUUUUCUUCAUUAUCAAGGAAGAAAAGAUCAUCAAAUCAAACUUCAUGGACAACGAAUUGAACUUGGUGAAAUCGAACGAUGUUUACUUAACACUAUAUCUAUCUCUGCUUGUGUUGUCAUGAAAUGGAAUGAUGACCAUCUGGUUGCUUAUGUUCAAUCUUCUUCUCAUAUCAAUGAAGAAGAACUACGUGAACAUUGUCGAUCUCAUCUUCCACCACAUAUGAUACCAUCAAUAUUUAUUAUUCUUUAUAGAUUCCCAUUGAAUCCAAAUGGAAAAAUAGAUCGAAAACUUCUACCGCCUCCUGAUUUUUCAUCGUCAACUUAUGAUCGUGAUGACAAUCUUUCGCACACUGCUUUAGAAGAACAGUUACAAGAUAUAUUUAGUCAAGCUUUCCAUAUUGAAUCUCCUCAUGUUGAAGUUGCUUUCGGUCAACUUGGUGGCACGUCACUGGGUGCUAUUCUUGCACUGACACUGAUUCGUCGGAAGAUUUGUAAUAAAGUUGACAUUGGUCUUUUGCUUAAUAAUCCAUCUAUUCGACAAUUGGCUCAAGCUAUAGAACCUUUAUUCGCUUUCGAAGAACUCCAAGAGACAGAUUGCACAGUCAAUGAAUUUCAUGAAACGCAUGAUCGUCUGACACCUUCAUUUGUCAUAGAAUCUUUAGGUAUUGUACUUCUUGUUUGUCAAUGGUUGUGUCCGAUUAUACUAAUUCAUCAAUGGUGUCCACUUCUUUUUCCUAUCUUACCAAUAUGUCAUCUUCUAUUAUAUGCCAUAUGUUCCCGUCUGCUUUCACUGCAAAACAUCAAAGGUGACAAUAUUUUCUCCUGGAGUUAUUAUCGAUGGUGGUUUUUAGAUCGACUAUGGAAUAAUAAUACAUUUUGGCUACAACAUAUACUUGGUACACCUUUGUACAAUUACUAUCUUCGUCUUUGUGGUGCUCGAGUUAGUCGUACUGCACAUAUUUAUACCGUUACUAUUGAUGCUCCAUGGUUAUUAUAUAUUAGUGAGGAAACUUGGAUUGCUGAUAAAACGACUCUAAACUCUUUUUAUUUCAAUGAUAAUGAUACUUUUGCACUACACUCAAUUAAAAUUGGUUGCUAUUGUUCAAUUAGUGUCCGUUCGAUUCUGUUUGGUGGAGUUGAUAUGCAAGAUAAUAUUAUUAUUCAGCCUAAUUCAUCAGUCACUGGUUUCAUCGCGUCCCGAACGAUUAUCGAUGGUGACGAACAUAAAUCGGUUUCAUCAGACAUUUCGAUCACACAUAGUAGCAGAUCAUUAUCAAAAUGGCACAGGAUCUAUCAAGUUAUUACAAUCAUCUCACUCAUCUGUAUUCAUUAUACAGUCUUAGCCAUUGCCUACAGAGUUUAUUCAGUUGAACAAAUACCGCUACCGAUUAGUAUUGCUUUUUGCUGGACUUUGUGGUCAGUUAUUGCUUGCUUUGUUACUCUCUUUCUCUUAAAAUUCGUAGUCGGUUCUUGUACUGCUGGUGAAUCAUAUCCAAUGGCAUCAUGGUCAUAUUUACAUAAAGUGUGGCUUCGUCAAUUAAUUGUAUCUAGUUUUCACCAUGCCUGGUUACUACCAACUGGGUAUGAUUAUCUUUAUCCUUUUAUUCUCCGUUGGCUAGGUGCUCAAGUUGGAGAUGAUGUCAAACUUGCUAAGAUAGACAUCUUCUUGUCCUAUCCAACUAAUUUAUUAAAACUGGAAACAGGAGUUACUAGUUUUGGUGACGUGUUAAUAUCUCCUACUGAAAUAACGCUUUCAGGUGAUCAUCGUGUAGAUUGGAUAAUACUUGGAUCUCAUACAAAUCUUGGAAAUGACUGUACAAUUAUGCCUGGUAGCUGUCUUGCAUCUCAAACUAUAGUUGGUACUUUAACGCGUACCACUCGAGAAACGACUAGCAAUAAUGGAGAUGUUUUAAUUGGUGUUCCAGCUCGUGCGAUGCCAUUUCAGAUGCCCUUUAGACAAGCAACAGAAGAUCAAAUUAAAACUAUUCCAUUUUGGAAAACUUGUUUUUCUCACUAUAUUAGUAAAUGUCUUCUCAUAGGUAUCUAUCUGUCAUGUAGUCUUGUUAGUGGAUCAAUCAUUCAUACAAUAAUUGUUUGCAGUUUCUAUCGAUGGUCUUCAUAUGUAGACAAUAAAAUAAUCAAACAGAUAAUAGGAAAACUAGAAGAAGAUCACCGAAUAUUUAUCUGUUCAUUUCUUGGCAGUACGCAAUGGCUAAUUCGGUUCUUUCGAGCAUGUGGUGCAACCAUAGGCAACAAUGUGAUCUUGCCCGAUGUUUCUUCUAUUUUUGAUUAUAAUUUGGUGACUAUUGGACAUAAUGUUCGACUUCAUAUUAAUGCUCAUAUUUCGGGUCACACUUUUGAACAGCGUAUUUGGAAAACAGCUCCUGUUACAGUAGGCAACUCGUGUAUAAUUAUGAGUGGCUCGGAGGUUAUGUCGGGCUGUAACUUAAUGGGUAACAAUCGACUUUAUCCGUUUACGCUCGUAAUGAAAAAUGAUUUAUUGCAACCGAACACACAAUGGAAAGGAGUUCCUGCACAAUCUUAUACAGCGAAAUCAAUAUUAUCUCGAUCUGCACCCGUUUGUGAUGAUGUCGUCAAAUGUCAACAGAAAUCUGAGAACUUUGAUCGACUGUCUUUGUGGUAUAAAAAAAUGUCAAGUAUCUAUACGAAUGUCAAUGAACUACAAUUUAUGAAUUGGGGUUAUGCAGAUUUGGAUGAACAUAGUGAUGACAAUACUGGUUACUAUUCGAAGAAACUUUAUCAACAAGUUCUUGCUAAUAUAACACUUACAGAUCAAAACAUACUCGAAGUAGGUUGUGGUAGAGGUGCUGGUGCUGCCUGGUGUGUUCGUACGUAUGCUCCUUGCUCUUAUGUUGGAAUAGAUCCUUCGCAAGAUGUUAUUAACCUAUGUGAAAAAUAUUAUUCAACAAUUCCUCGACUCUCAUUUAUGAUAGCUGAUCCAAAAACUUAUUUGUCAUUUCAAAAUGAGUCAACAGAUGUUGUUAUUUCAAUUGAAACAACAAACAUUUUUGAUGAAAUAGUAGCAGUGAAGCAAUUCGUCAAUGAAAUUACUCGUGUGCUUACUCCUAAUGGAUAUUUUCUCUGGUGUGGCUUGUGUAAUGUAGAUGGUUCAAGUGUAUUGAUUGAUUAUUUAACAGCAAACGAUGCAUUUAUUAUUAAAGAGAAGGUCAAUAUUACAAGAAAUGUUCUUCAUGCACUUGACAUUCAAAAUAACUCACGUACUGACUUUAUUGACCGUUAUAUUCAACCUGCAAAUCAAGAAUAUUAUCGUCUAUUGGCUGGAUUACCUGGUACUCAACUUUAUAAUAAUAUGCAACAAGGACGAGCAGAAUAUUGGCGAAUCGUAUUCCACAAGAAGUGA